Messenger RNA from Racocetra fulgida, 606 nucleotides. NCBI's taxonomy places the organism in Eukaryota, Fungi, Glomeromycota, Glomeromycetes, Diversisporales, Gigasporaceae. The record is from the annotation of a GenBank genome assembly.
AUGGAAUCAGAAAGAAAGAUUUUGGCUUUACACUUCACAUAUUCAACUGAUAUAACACAUUUUAUCAUUGAAUUACGGCAAUUGCUGGCUGACGCUGAAAUUUUGGAUCUAAAAUUACAAAAACAGUCUAUACUAAAAAUUUUACCAACUAAAUUUUUAGAUACAUUUAGAUUAAAAAUUGUCAAUUCUCAAAAUAUUGAUGAUGUUUUUAUAAAUCUUCGAAGUUUUCUAUCCCAAUUUAAACGAGUAGUUAAGUAUGGAUCAGUAAUCACUUUACGUCAUAUCGAUUAUCGUGCAACUGGUCCAACUGAUCAUGAAUUAUGGACAAUAAUGCCAGAAGUUAUUAAAGAUGGAAUUUCUCCAACAUAUAAUCCAGUAAAUGAUGGCAACAAAAUAAAAGGUUCAGUUGUGUGUUAUGGAGACCAAAUAACACUCCUAAAUAAUGGUACUGGACAAAAAUUACACUCGCAUAAACGUACUGAAAAUUCCAACUAUCGCAAAUCCCCAGUAACCUCUCAACAGGAAGACGCUUCAGUCGCUUCUGUCUUUAGCGUAAUCAGUGUCAUAUCUGUCGUAAUCGAUCCUUCUGUAAUAUUAGUCUUAAGU